Magnolia sinica is the source of this 471-nucleotide messenger RNA. RefSeq lists its product as uncharacterized. The record is from RefSeq and is a predicted model, not a curated record. The transcript has 2 exons. The coding region runs from base 1 to 261 and encodes 86 amino acids. Lineage: Eukaryota; Viridiplantae; Streptophyta; Magnoliopsida; Magnoliales; Magnoliaceae.
AUGAUAGGAGAGGUGUUCUUGAAUGGAAAAAAGAUGCUUCUACUUUGGGUCGUUUUUUCCCUUAUCUCUCUGGAGAGAGAGAGAGAGAGAGAGAGAGAUAUGAAUAGAAACAUGCAGGGAUUCCUGAUAGGAGCUGUGGGGGCAGCAAUUACACUGUCUGCUUAUGAACAGACUCUCCUCACUCCCACUCAGUGCGUCGCCAGUGGUUUUCUCCUUCUCAUCUUUGGCCUCCUUGUCAAAGAGGGUUUUAUUUCUCUCUAAUCUCUGCUUUCUUUCUUCUUUGAUUUUUUCCCCCCCUACUUCAAUUCCAAAUAGAGUUUCUGGGCUUCUUUCUUUCGUUGACUUUUCUAAUUGUGUAUCUUGUAUUUUGAGGUGUCCUAUACCUUGUUGUAUGGUGGUUCGAGUAGCUAUCCUUGUGUAGAUUGAUAGUAGACAUGCACUUUGAUGAAAUAAGACGAAUGGUUGCUUGAA